AUGAGGUAACUUAAUUAAAUAUAAAAUUAAGUUAAGUAAUUGAUGAAAAAGAACAAAAAAUUCUUUCAUUAAAAUAUGACUUAUAAGUAUCACAAAAUAAACUUGAUGAAAUUGAAAAAAUAAAUUAAAAUUUAAUAAUUAAGCUAAAUGAAAAAUAACAACUACUUUAAUCCCAAUCAGAAUAAAUUUCAUAAUCUUAAAUAUCAUCAGAAACUCUAAUUUCUUAAAAUGUUGAAAAAAAUCAUCAUUAACAACAGAUCUAAAUAUUGUAAAAGAAAUAUGAUGAUGUUCUAAAAGAAAACGAAAUUUUGACAAAUAAUUCUAGUUUAAUUGAAGAAUAUAAAAACAAAAUAGCAUUAUUAUCUUUAGAAGUUUCUCGAUAUCAUAAUUCCAAAAUAGGAUAACCUUCUUAAAAUUUUAGAUAAAAUACUCGAGUUGAAAAUCAUAUUAUCAAUAAUACGAAAAGCUUGAGUCAAGGAAAAGAAAGUAUUAUUAGAUUCCAACAAGGUGUUGAUAAUAACUAUAAAGAUCAUGAUUUGUAUUGUUUAUUAGUACUAUCGUUUGCAGAAAUCGAAUCUCUUAGAACAAAAGAUGAUGAAAAAAAAAACGAAGAUAAAUCAAAAGUUUAAAGAAUUAUAGAUUAUUAUCGCCAAAAAGCUUAAUGA
Molecule: messenger RNA, 665 nt
Organism: Paramecium sonneborni
Lineage: Eukaryota; Ciliophora; Oligohymenophorea; Peniculida; Parameciidae
Source: the annotation of a GenBank genome assembly